UUAAGUCCCAUUAUGACCACAAACUUCCUUUUUCUCCACUCUUUAUCAAUCCUAUAAGAUCUUCCUUCAACUUCAAUUCAAACCUAUCUUUUUCCAAAGCAACAAUGGCCAACACCAAGUUACUAUUUUACUUCCUUUGGGCUACACUUGUGCUUCAAGGGGUUUCAGGAGAGAUUUUCACAUCAAGAAGAGGGCUACACUUGCAGGGCACAAACAUGGAACUAAUGAACAUGAAUUUAGGGAGAAGAUCGAAGAUUGGUUCCGUGAUACCAACGUGUACGUUCAAUGAAUGUCGAGGGUGUAGACACAACUGCAGAGCUGAGCAAGUUCCCGUCGAAGGAAAUGAUCCGAUAAGUAGCGCUUAUCGAUAUAGAUGCGUCUGUCAUAGAUAGUUAUUUUAUAAAAUUUUGGUUUCUAUAGUUUUAGACAAUUCUAUUACAUGUUUGUUUUUCUUACAUGUAUGAAAUUUUGGAGGAAUAUUUUGAGGUAAUAUACAACCUUAGCUAGACUUCGUUUUGAGAA
Molecule: messenger RNA, 522 nt
Organism: Helianthus annuus (common sunflower)
Lineage: Eukaryota; Viridiplantae; Streptophyta; Magnoliopsida; Asterales; Asteraceae
Product: EPIDERMAL PATTERNING FACTOR-like protein 9
Exons: 3
Coding region: 105-392 (95 amino acids)
Biological process (GO): positive regulation of stomatal complex development
Source: RefSeq, a predicted model, not a curated record